Messenger RNA from Brassica napus (rape), 1460 nucleotides. Its product is annotated as nematode resistance protein-like HSPRO2. Gene Ontology annotation, biological process: defense response. NCBI's taxonomy places the organism in Eukaryota, Viridiplantae, Streptophyta, Magnoliopsida, Brassicales, Brassicaceae. Bases 78 to 1340 code for a protein of 420 amino acids. Gene Ontology annotation, molecular function: metal ion binding; heme binding. The record is from RefSeq and is a predicted model, not a curated record. The transcript has a single exon.
CCUUCUCUACUCAUCAAAACAAAUUUUAGAAUAUAUUUUUUUAAAUAACAAUAAUCUAAACAGAGAGAAGAAAAAAAAUGGUUGAUACAGAUUGCAAGAGGAAGAUGGUGUCACCGGACUUACCUAGCAAGCUCCACGUCACCAUCCCCUCGCCGUUCAAGCUCCCCGUCUCAUCCCCAAUCUCCUGCUCCGCUCCUUCCUCUUGCUCCGCCUACGAGCUCUACCUCCGUCUCCCCGAGCUCAGAAACCUCUGGUUAUCACGUGACUUCCCUCACUGGACGCACGAGCCUAUCCUCAAACCGUCUCUCCAAGCUCUGGAGAUCACUUUCAGAUUGGUCUUAGCCGUUUGCUCCGACGCGAGACCGUACAUCAACCACCGCGAGUGGAACCGACGGUUGGAUUCGAUCCUCACGAGUCAGAUCAAACUCAUAGCAUCCAUCUGCGAAGAGGAAGAAGAUGAAUCAGCUCCUGUCGGAGAUAAACGAAGCUCUCUCAGCUUGCUACCACAGCUAGCCACGUGGCGUAAGUCGGAAGCCUUUGGGAAGAAGAUCUUGUCCACGAUCGAUAACGAGAUGAGGUUCUCUAAGUACACGCUCGGUCUCGGAGAACAGAACAUCUCCGGGAAACCUAGUCUCCAAUACGACGCCGUUUGCAGACCGAACGAGUUAUACAUCCUCAAGAAUAAUCCUUACGCUGAUCAUAUCGAUAACAACGAGAACGAAACGUUAUACAUCAUUCACCAGAUCAUAGAAUCAUGGCUCCACGUUUCCAUAAACCUAUUGAAACGCAUCAACACGCGUGUUGACGAAGGGAGGUUCGGUGAAGCGUCGGGAGACGUCUACUUGGUCGAGAGUAUAUGGAAGCUUCUCACCGAGGUUGAAGAUCUCCACCUCCUGAUGGACCCCGAGGACUUCCUCAAGUUAAAGAAGCAGUUGCAUAUCAAGACGGCCGGUAAAAACGACGCGUUUUGUUUCAGGUCGAGAGGUUUGGUGGAGGUGAUGAAGAUGUCUAAAGGUUUGAGGGAGAAGGUGCCGUUUGUGGUGGGCGUUGAGGUGGAUCCCACGGGAGGACCGAGGCUGCAAGAGGCGGCGAUGAGGCUUUACGCGAGAAAGGGAGAGGAGUGUGAUAAGAUUCAUUUGCUUCAAGGGAUGCAAGGUGUGGAAGCUGCGGCGAAGAGGUUCUUUUUCGCGUAUAAGCAGGUGGUUGCGGCGGUGAUGGGGAGCGCGGAGAUGAACACGGAGUGUGACUCGGUGAGUCAGAUAUUCAUGGAGCCGACUUAUUUCCCGAGUCUUGACGCGGCGAAGACGUUCUUGGGAGAGUUCUGGAGCCACGUUGGGUGAUGAAAGAAAGGAGGAACAAAACAAUUCUUUUAAUACAGCUUUUCUAUUUUUAUAUAAAUUGGUGAUUAGUUGUAAGUUGAUGAAAUUUUGAAAGAUUUGAAUACAAUUCAUUUUAUACUA